AUGUCGAACAAAGAAGGAUCGGUUACUCUUCAAUACCCAAUGUUGUCUAAGACGAAUCACGCAACAUGGUCUAUUAAGAUGAAGAUUUAUAUGCAAGCCCAAGAGGUGUGGAAAGCUAUCGAGCCGAAGAACCCACAAAAUCUGGUGGGCGUGAAGAGAGACAAGAUGGCAAUGGAUGCCAUCUACCAAGCAUUUCUAGAUGAGGUUCUAUUGACGAUUGCAGAGAAGCAAACGACAAAGGAAGCUUGGGAAACACUCAAGACGAUGUACUUGGGAGCAGAUCAAGUCAAAACAGCCAAAGUUCAAACUCUCAAAGCCGAAUUUGAGAUGAUGAACAUGAGUGAAUCAAAGAGUGUGGACGAUUUUUCUGCAAAAAUUGGAGGGAUUGUGAGUAAUAUUGUAACAACCCGAAAUAUUUGGAUCAAGGAAGGUCUAAAUUGCAACCCUAUGCCAAUGAAAACCUUGAAAACCAUUAGAGCACAAGUGCAUGUAUAUGAAAGUGUACACUUUGGAAGCCACAUACAAAGUAAUCUCUUGAAAGUAAGCAAAGACCACUACUACAAUGUCGUAGUGGCCAACAGAUGGGUUGAAGACGAGCCAGAAGAGGUUCAAGAGGAAAACCCAGAAGCAGGUCCCGAAGAACACCAGAUAGCGGACUACGAGGGGGAUAAUUUCGAUGAAGAGUCAGACAAGGAUGAAGGCACCAGAGGGAUCCUUAGCGACCCUCACUUUUCGGGAGCAACAUCGAACCAACACACAGUGCAAGAGGACCCUACCAACCGCCUACACUCUUUAGAAGAGGAAGUGACCACCCUAAAGCAUCAUCUCCUUGCAGCCGAAGCUAGGGCAGUUCAAGCAGAUCAGAGGGUAGAUGAGACCACUCAUGAAAUGAGUGAAAUAGUCGAGCUCCUUGUGCGUUAUUUCGACAUAUGA
This is a messenger RNA of Lactuca saligna, 933 nucleotides long. The record is from the annotation of a GenBank genome assembly. NCBI's taxonomy places the organism in Eukaryota, Viridiplantae, Streptophyta, Magnoliopsida, Asterales, Asteraceae.